Messenger RNA from Aspergillus vadensis CBS 113365, 1118 nucleotides. It is a transcript of the gene fes1, whose product is annotated as Hsp70 nucleotide exchange factor FES1. The record is from RefSeq and is a predicted model, not a curated record. NCBI's taxonomy places the organism in Eukaryota, Fungi, Ascomycota, Eurotiomycetes, Eurotiales, Aspergillaceae. The coding region runs from base 1 to 666 and encodes 221 amino acids. The transcript has 2 exons.
AUGGACCCCAACAUGAACAGUCUCCUUAAAUGGAGUAUCAAGGCCGCUACCGAGCAGCAAUCCUCCGGUGAAAACAACAACAACAACAACGACUCUGGCAACAAUGCCCCCGCCGAUCCCUCCCGCGGCCUCACGCCGCAGAUGCUCUCGACGCUAUUUGGCGGUCCCUCCGAAGCCGACCUGAUGAAAGCCGCCAUGGAAGCCCUCCGCUCCGAUGAAGUCGACCUGGAGAACAAGCUGAUCGCAUUCGACAACUUCGAACAGCUCAUCGAGUCGAUCGAUAACGCAAACAACCUGGAGCCUCUGGGUCUGUGGACCCCUCUGGUCGAGCUGCUUGACCACAACGAACCGGACAUGCGUCGCAUGGCGGCGUGGUGCAUUGGCACGGCUGUGCAGAACAACGAAAAGUCGCAGGAUAAGCUUAUCGUCUUGAAUGCCCUUCCGAAGCUCGUCACCAUCGCCACUACGGACACCACUCCCGUUGUUCGCAAGAAGGCCGUCUACGCUAUCUCUUCGGCAGUCCGCAACUACCAACCCUCCAUGGACGAGGUGACCAAGAGCCUCCCCGAGGGCUACUCUCGUGACAAGAUCGACGCCGGAGACAUGGAUGCCGUCGAUGCGCUUAUGGACAAGCUGCGUGCUCACAAGGUCGAGGCUUCUGCUUGAAGAAAAGUCAAAUCGACAUAUGUGACAUGUACUGUUAAUAAGAUGCUGUAGCCUAGCGAGCCUACUUCGUCGUCAUCUGGCCAGCACGUGGCCGAUGUCAAGAGCAGAGCCCUCGAGGCAUACGUGCAUUGCGCGUAUACGUAGGGAUGAUCUUCCCCGGUAUGAUGUGGCUAGGCUAGGCAGUCGACUUGGACAAAGCUGAGCGACGAUUCUGGCGCAAUGGUGGCAUGCCGUGAUAUGCACCCACCAUCAUGUUGAGGCUCACGGUUCAGAAGCGACGGGAGGGUUUCCACCUCACUUGAUCCGAAACAGAUCAGAUGGAACAUGGUUCAUAGCUAGAUGCGAUUUACCGUCCUUGGCAGUCCACAUGGCUGCCUGGAAUUAGAUACCCUGCGCUACUUAGACAUGACAUGCGCCCUCUGCCAAGAAAUAUAUAAACAUUGAACAUGAUC